CUCAGUGUUCACUAAAAGAUUAUUCUGUCUCUGUUUCCAGGAGAAGAUCUCUGAGCUGUGUGCAGAGAAGGAGGCUCUGAGUGAGAAGCUGAGAGCAGAGGAGGAGCGCAGGAAGCAGAUCCUCACAGACAAGAACCUGAAGAACUCCCACACCGUGUACCUGGAGCAGGAGCUGGACAGUCUUAAGGUCGUACUGGAGCUCAAGAACAACCAGCUGCACCUGAAGGAGAAGAAGCUCAUGGACAUGGACAAACUGACGAUAAAGAAGGAAGGAGAAGAGAACCUGACCCACACAACAUACUCCAUCUCCUUUGUCUGUCGUAAUUCGGAGUCAGUCACUCGGGAUUCCCCUAAAGAUGAUUGUGUGGGUGUGAAUGACCUCAAGUCGAACGGGUCAGAUCCCUCCCCUGAGGCUAUGGACACACCCUCAAAUGUCGUCAAACAUGUCGUGCUGCCACCCAUCCGGAAGCUGUCCCGGCCCGCUGCAAGGCGCUGGUCCGCCUCCAGCACGACCCAGGUCCUGCAGACUCCCCGGGGUUCCGGGUGCGCCUCCUCGGCCUGCAAACGCCGCUCCAAUGGCUCGCUCAUCUCCUGCUGCUUAUCUCUCGUCUCCUGCCGCUUGCCUCUCGUCUCCUGCUGCUUGUCUCUCUUCUCCUGCUGCUUCAGCAGCCGUGGCCCCCUGAAUCAGCUCUCUGUCUCCCCCUGCAGGCAGCUCUCCAGCGAACAGGCCAAACUCCAGCAGACGCUGCAGAAGGAGUCCAAGGUCAACAAGCGUCUGUCCAUGGAGAACGAGGAGCUGCUCUGGAAGCUGCACAAUGGAGACCUGCUGGCCAGCCCCCGCCACCUCUCCCCCACCUCACCCUUCGGCUCACCUCGGAACUCUGCCUCCUUCCCCACAGCUGCACCCUUAUCGCCCAGAUAACCCCGACAACAAGCCUCC
Molecule: messenger RNA, 940 nt
Organism: Notothenia coriiceps (black rockcod)
Lineage: Eukaryota; Metazoa; Chordata; Actinopteri; Perciformes; Nototheniidae
Product: microtubule-associated tumor suppressor 1 homolog
Exons: 5
Cellular component (GO): cytoplasm; nucleus
Molecular function (GO): microtubule binding
Source: RefSeq, a predicted model, not a curated record